Messenger RNA from Diaporthe citri, 945 nucleotides. RefSeq lists its product as uncharacterized. The record is from RefSeq and is a predicted model, not a curated record. Bases 1 to 945 code for a protein of 314 amino acids. Lineage: Eukaryota; Fungi; Ascomycota; Sordariomycetes; Diaporthales; Diaporthaceae. The transcript has 3 exons.
AUGCUGGUGGUUCAGUACGACAUGUCCCUGAACUCACUUUCGAACCCCAACGUGGACUUCCGCGAGACUUCAUUUCUCAGGGAUUCGACUGGGCGAAAUCAUGAGCUGCCUUCGCCGUCUGAGGUCGACGAGCGCAAUGCCAAAAAUCCCGGUCUUGGCGUCACGAUAUAUGAGGGGUUGAAUCUUGUGGUCAAAUCUGGUCAUUGUCAACAUGGUCGAUUGGAGGAAGCUCUUAUGAUGCGAGCACUGCGAAAGGCUUUUCCAAAUGGAGAGGUGCCGGUUCCUGAGGUCUUCGGCUGGAAGACCAUAGGCGAGUUGGAAUACAUUUACAUGAGUCUUGUCCCAGGUGUGCGCUUAUUUGAUGCAUGGGAUUCUCUAUCUGCAGAUGACAAAACAUCCAUCUGUGACCAGCUAGGGAAGAUUCAAACGGAUCUCCAGAAAUUGAAGCAUCCGUCGGGCACUUUUAUUGGAUCCCUCACUGGAGGUGUACUUCACGAUCGCUAUUUCACCUGCCACCCAAGGAUUACAUCAGCAGGUCCAUUCGAGAGCACCAGGGAUUUCCACGAUUACUUCCAGUUCGCAUCGCUCGCAUGGCUCCCAAUGGCAGAAAGAGAUUUUGAGGACCCCUAUCGGCCUUAUCUGCCUGACGUUGCCCCAAUCCGUUUCUCCCACGAGGACUUGCACCUGGGAAAUAUCAUGGUCUCAGAUGAUCCGUCGGAGCCGUGCAGGGUAACGUCGAUCAUUGACUGGGAGGAGGCUGGAUGGUAUCCAGAAUACUGGGAGUACUGGAAGACGGCAGUGGUGGUCGGAGAAGAACAUGAGAUCUGGACCGGAGGCGGGACAGACAGUGACCCUCGCGCAUAUGUUGAUAGGAUCUUCCCAAAACGAUACCACGACGAGUUAUUUGCUGUUGGGGAGUACUGGGCUGCGAGAGGGUAUCGUUGA